AUGCUGGUCACCAGCUGCUCCAAAGCUAACACAGUUCAGGAAACACAUCUGACAAUGUCGUCAUCACUGAAUCAAGAGACUGGUUUUCUGUUGGCUCAUGUUGGAGAAAAAGUGACAAUGCGAUGCACCUAUGAAGGUAAUGAGCCGGCGUGGAUCUGCUGGUACAUGCAGACUCUGGGACAGAAGCCAAAGCUCAUGUCCAGCAUGUUUGUGUACGGGACAGAAAUCACCUUUUAUGAGGAAUUCAAGAAUAGCUCACAUUACGUCAUAGGGAAAGAAGAACAUAUGCAUUAUUUGACAAUAAUAGAUCUAAAAAUGUCAGACUCAGCUACAUACUACUGUGCACUUAGCUAUAAACAAGUUCUGUAUUUUGGAAAGGGAACUGCAGUCAGUGUUAAAGGUCCAGGUUUUAACAUCCAAGCUUCGGUCCAUCAGCUGGAAUCUGAAACCAUCCAGCCAGGAGCCUCUGUGACUCUGAACUGUUUGGUACAAAUUGAUAGUUGUGAUGGAGAACACAACGUUUACUGGUUCAGGAACUCAGAGGAAUCUGAACCUGGUCUCAUUUACACCUAUGGAAGCAGGAAGGAUAAGUGCAUGAGCAAUUCCAGCACAAAAAGUCAAAUAUGUGUGCACAGCCUGUCGAUGAAGAACCUGAAUGCGUCUCAUUCUGGAACCUACUACUGCGCUGUUGCUUCAUGUGGUCAUGUUGUGUUUGGAAACGGGACAAUCCUGAGCCUCUCAUGUGACGAUUCAGCAUGGAUCUGCUGGUACAAGCAAAGCCUGGGGCAGAAGCCAAAACUCAUUUCCAGCUUCUAUAACUAUGGAACAAAAAUGUCUUUUUAUCAUGAAUUCCAGAACAAUGGUCGUUUCCACCUGGAUGCAGAGAAUCACACUUACUACCUGACGGUUUCAGAUCUACGUGUUUCCGACUCAGCGACUUACUACUGUGCAGUGAACUAUGCAAAGAUUUUGACUUUUGCAGAGGGAAAAACAGUUAGUGUUAGAGAUUCGGGUUCUGACAGUCAGGCUUUGGUCGAACAGCCGAAACAUGCCACCGUCCCGCCGGGAGGCUCUGUGACUCUGAACUGCACAGUACAAACUGGGAGCUGUGGUGAAGCACACAGAGUUUACUGGUUCAGAAACUCUGAUGGAUCUCCACCAGGACUGGUUUAUGGACACGGAACCAAGAACGAGCAGUGUGAGACAAAUCCCUACAGACAGACAGACACCUGUGUGUAUGACCUGCCUGUGGAGAAUCUGGAUGCAUCUCAUGCUGGGACCUACUACUGCGCUGUGGCCUCCUGUGGACACAUCGCUUUUGGAAACGGAACCACGUUGAAUUUCACAGGUCAGCUAUAA
This is a messenger RNA of Poecilia reticulata (guppy), 1359 nucleotides long. RefSeq lists its product as uncharacterized. The record is from RefSeq and is a predicted model, not a curated record. Gene Ontology annotation, biological process: response to bacterium. Lineage: Eukaryota; Metazoa; Chordata; Actinopteri; Cyprinodontiformes; Poeciliidae.